AACAGCAGCUGCAGCAGCGGGUGCAUUUCGAAGUUCCCCUCAGUCGUGUGCAACCUGGCCAAGUCGGCGGGAGCGGAAUGCGGAGAGUCUGAAUGAGCGAGCCGCGUUGGCGCCGACAGUGUGGCUACUUUUGUCGAGAACUGGGACACAUGAAACGUGAGUGCCCAAAGUUACUGGCUCGGAGGCAGGACAUUGGAAGUGUGUGACCCAAAGUGGGCCAACUUCAGGCCGGCAAAGUGCAAGAGGAGGAGGAAGAUUGGGAGAAGGACAAGCAAGAAGGAGGUGGUGAUGAAGGACAAUCAGCUCUGACCUCUGAGGGGGAAGCGACCCAGGCGGGAGCUCCCCAAGGACAUCGAGCGGCUCGUCUGGUGUAAGGCGGACCCUCUAUGGGGUUUCUCCGAGCCAAAAAUGUGAACGUAAAGUGGGGACGUCGUUCGGGAGCCGUGGACUGGAGUCAAAUGGAGUGGUGAACUUUGGAGUUGUCGAAGCUGUAGCCCGAGACUGUUGUUCCUUUAGGGGCGGUUGCAGAGCUCUGGAGGGAGGGAGAGAUGUUGCCCGGUGCCCCGGAAGCAGGACCUCUUUCUGCUGUUGCUUUGGCAAAGUGUGGAGGGGGAAGCAGCUUUUCAAGACAUUGGGGGGCAGAGGGUGUUAAUUGAAAGAUCAAUGGUUGAGUCUCUGCAGCUGGGUGUAUCGACAGUAAUUGAGGACGGGGUGGAAUAAAAAGUGUGGCAACUGCUGAAAAUGGGUUGGGAGUGAAAAAGUUUACAGUUGGGCAGACUUCAGUCUGGGUUGACAGAUGUUGAAUCUGGAACUUUGUGGGGAGGAAUGUGCGGGAGCAAUCUGGUGCUUUUGGGUGCUGAAGGGGUGACUGCGAUCACAUUACGAGGGCUAACCCACUUCACCGUUCAUUUUCGGGUGAAAUAUAGCUUCUUCCCUAACCUCGACCCAUGUAGGGGUGGAGUUUGACUCCGGGUCCUGGUGGUAGCUGGACGGUGUUUGGGGAAACAUAAUUUUUUGGUGCAAGCAGAGAGGCGCCAGGCAGUUCCGUGCUCGCUGUGCCUGGCCACCAGAUGGGACGGUCACCUGCAAGCUCUCACACUCCUUAUGGAGUUGAAAACAGAAACAUGUUAUCUGCAACCUAAUGGUUUAUGGCCAAGGUCUUGGUUUGUGAAGAUGGUCUCUAACCAGGCAUCGUGUACAGUCUCGUGGUUCUGAUCAAGCCCCAAACACAAGGGGGCUGCACACCACAACCCAGUUGUCGGCUGGAGUCUUCCAGUCACUCUGCCUUCGACGGGCCGGGCUGCUGGGAAGUUACUAUGCAGCUUGGACUGUGUGUAGUGGCGUUUUUUCUGAGCUUGGUGGAUCUUGCAGACAGCAGCAACAGCAGCAAGGCCUUGAAGGGCAAGAGGCAAAGACGAAUCAGCACAGAGAUGAGCCAGGGCUGUGCUAAAGGGUGUGACCUGUGCUCCGAAUUCAACGGGUGCCUCAAGUGCUCAUCCAAACUCUUCAUCCUUCUGGAGCGGAACGACAUCCGCCAGAUUGGCAUCUGCCUGCCUUCUUGUCCACUGGGCUAUUUUGAUGUGCGCAAUCCAGACAUGAACAAGUGCAUGAAAUGCAAAAUUGACAACUGUGAGGACUGUUUCAGCCGAAACUUUUGCACGAAGUGUAAGGAAGGCUUGUACUUGCACAAAGGAAGAUGUUAUGCAACCUGCCCCGAGGGCUUCUCUGCUGCCAAUGGUACUAUGGAAUGCAGCAGUCCUGCACAAUGUGAAAUGAGUGAGUGGGGGCCAUGGGGCCCUUGCUCUAAGAAAAGAAAGCUGUGUGGCUUCCGGAGAGGCAACGAAGAGCGCUCCCGGAAGAUCCUGCAGGUGUCCCCUGGGGAUGUGUCUGGGUGUCCUGCCACCACAGAGCUCCGGAGGUGCACAGUGCAGAGAAACCAGUGCCCAGAAGGACGGAAAAAGAAAAAGGAAGAACAAGGAAAGCAAGACAACAUGAAUGAAGAUAGAAACCGGAAAGAGACCAAAGAAAGCAGGUCUGGGAUUAAGAGAAGGAGAGACCAGCCCAGAGGAACAGCUGUGCCUAUAACCUCUGCUCAGUAGUUGUCCCUCCACAGCUGUGUGAUGGCCAUCUCCAUUGCUGCUGCUAUGUAUAUGAAAGCUUUAUUGAACCAGAACACACACACACACCCAAAAAAAACAAAUCAGAUAUGACUGGGUGGACAGACAGAUUCUUCUGGCCACAUGUGGACAAACACAAAAAUUCAGGCCCUUCCAUAUUCAGCAUAGGACAUCCGAAACAGCCAGAUUCAUUGAGAGAACAGCAAGGUACUCUCGGGGCAUUCUUGAGUGCCCCAGACUAUACAUCAGGAAGCAGCAAGGAAAGAAAACAUGUCCUUCAAGGAAGGCCAGUGAGUGAACAUCUCCAGCUGAAGUCACCAUGGAAAUACAACGUAAUACAGUUUCCAGUACAAAGGAUGAGAUUGAACUUCGUUUGCUGAAAAUCUGGAAAUGCACAAAGGCUUUCUUUCAAGGCCUCUGUAUUGUGAUUCAAGCUGUAUCAUUGAGAAUACGUGUUAAAUGUUUGUGAUACUUGUUCAGGUGUGUCAGCUCUGAAAUUGCUUCAA
Messenger RNA from Elgaria multicarinata webbii, 2623 nucleotides. It is a transcript of the gene RSPO1, whose product is annotated as R-spondin 1. Lineage: Eukaryota; Metazoa; Chordata; Lepidosauria; Squamata; Anguidae. Bases 1317 to 2099 code for a protein of 260 amino acids. The transcript has 6 exons. The record is from RefSeq and is a predicted model, not a curated record.